UUUCUCGUCUGCCCUCCCCUUCGCUCUCUAGCUUAAAUACUCAAUUCAACCAAUAGCACCAAUGAAAACUUGUCCCAGUUAAACCGAAACAAAGCCUGAACCUCCGCUGGAUGCAUAAAGUUCCAAAGGAAGGGGUUUGUGACAGUGAGGAAGGCACAGUGGUGGAAAGUCGUGGUUAAUGUCAGUUGAUUUGUAGCGUAGGGUUGGGGGAAAGGAAAAGAAGAGGAAGACGAGGUGGAGCCGCAGGCCCUCGGAGCGCACGCAGAGCUCCCAAGAGAAGGGCCUAAUGACUGAACUACAGCAUGAUUGGGAAGCUGUAAGACCGGCAAAAGUUCUCAGCAAGAAAGAGAGCAAAGCUGGUUUGUUCCAUUCAGAGACUGAAAAUGGUGUGGAAGAGAAAAAAAGGGUUGGCAAGUCACCAAUACUACAGAUGCCAAUAUCUCCUGAGAUAGAAUCAUUGGACCAGAAAAAAAUCACUUUCUUAAGGUCAAAGACCAGUAGUGAUGGCCUCUCCUUGGUGAGUGACAGUAAGAGUGAUUCUAAAACUGACAGCAAAAAUGAUUCUAAGGCUGAAAGGAAAAAGUCAUACUCUACAAGUCAGUAUAAAGCAAAUAUGCACUUUCACAAGUUAUUUCUGGAAGUCCCAAGUGAGGAACCACUGAAACAAAGUUUUACUUGUGCUCUGCAGAAGGAAAUACUGUACCAAGGAAAACUGUUUAUAUCAGAAAACUGGAUUUGUUUCUAUUCCAAAGUCUUUGGCAAAGACACCAAGAUCUGUAUUCCAGCCAUCUCAGUGACUCUAAUAAAGAAAACCAAAACUGCCCUGCUGGUGCCAAAUGCUCUGAUUAUUUCAACAGUCACAGAAAGGUACAUAUUCGUUUCCUUGCUCUCCAGAGACACAACCUACAAAUUAAUAAAAUCAGUAUGCAGACACCUAGAAAAUACAAGUGUGGGCAACAGCCCCAACCCUUCAUCUCCUGAAAAUAGUUUCCGAGCUGAUCGUCCUUCAUCUUUGCCUCUGGAUUUCAAUGAUGAGUUCUCAGAUUUAGAUGGAAUGAUUCAGCAAAGAAGGCAAGCAAUGAAUGAAUACAGCAGCUCUGGAUCUCAGACUCCUGAAUCUGAAAAUUCUCAAGAUUUUCAUGUGAUGGAGUCCCAGACAGUUCUGAAAGUUAUUAAGGGAGAAACAAAAUCAGUUCAUACAGAAUCUCUUGUGAAUUGUGUGCCUAAAGGAAAAGCCAAGAGCCUUCCAGGAUACAGUCAGUCAGGAGCCUUUGGAUUCUUCCAUAAAUUAAGGUCCCAGAAAUCUCUGACACUCCGCCACAUUCUCAUAUUCUAUGCAGUUGUUGUCUGUGCACUUAUCUUUUCUACCUUCUACAUGAGACACAGAAUCAACGCUCUGGAGGAACGGCUUAGAUCAAUAGCCUCUGUGGCUGAUUCUCAUGAACAAAAAGCACAACAUUCCUUGGGAUCACAAAUGGAAGUCAACACUGAGACCCUCUGUGCAGAGUUAACAGCCAACAUAAUAAAACUAGAAAAGAUACAAAACAACUUACAAAGGCUGCUGGAGAAUGGUGACUGACUUACCUACUUGCUUGGGGCCAACUUAAUGCCACACUUUUAAGAAACAACUCCACUACUCAUGGAGGGCACUCUGCUGGACAGAGACACCGAUUAAUUGGAAUCCAAAGCCACUUUUGCACUUUACAGUUGCUGUCUAAGGAAAAUAGGAAGUGAUUUGGUUACUGUGCAAUAAAUGUCAACAUUGACUCUGGGGGUGUUUUUGCUGCUGCAUCAUGGAGAGGAUGGAUCUCAUUUCUUUGGAUGUAUCAAAGGAGACUGUUGGACAUAGCUCUGCCUUUGGGUUUGGAUUGACUGAGGUUCAACAGUGAUUGCUAACAUCAACAAAUAUGCUCCACUCUGUUUUACUUCUUCCUUUCUACACUUUCUUUAUCUCUUAAAACUCCUCACCUUCAACCUUAAAAUUAGGCAAUAAGUUUAGAGUUGUCCAAAAUUAAAAGGGGCUGCUUCAUAAAAAAAUAAAUAAUAAUUCCCCAUAGCUAGAGGUAUUUAAAUACAGACUGGAUCCACGAUUUGGAUAGGUAUUGGAAUAGAUUACCUCUCAAGUUCCUUCCAUUGCUAGUAUCCUGGGAUUCUCUUUAAAGUGCCUAAUAGGAGCCCCAAUUAAUUAAGGUAUUUUUUUUUUAAAAAAGCCCUAAGUGUAAAUGAUGCUGAAUACACAAAAGCUUGAAAUAGAUAACUAACUUUUUUUCUCCUCCUUCUCUAUCCUCUUUUAAAUAAGCUGUGUGUUUAAAUUUCUUAAUAGGGUGUCAAUAAUGAUAAUAGGCAAAGUGGAUUUAAGUACUCAGUUGGAUUUUUCUUUUUCUUGUAGCUAAUACUUUUUCUAAGUUAUCUUUCCCUAAGCAGGAUGUGGUACUGGAGCACUAAAUUAAAACUUGCCUUGAGAAUCUAAUUUUUAAAACCAAAAAAAAAAAAA
Molecule: messenger RNA, 2494 nt
Organism: Vombatus ursinus (common wombat)
Lineage: Eukaryota; Metazoa; Chordata; Mammalia; Diprotodontia; Vombatidae
Gene: GRAMD2B
Product: GRAM domain containing 2B
Exons: 14
Coding region: 287-1579 (430 amino acids)
Source: RefSeq, a predicted model, not a curated record